Molecule: messenger RNA, 725 nt
Organism: Drosophila mauritiana
Lineage: Eukaryota; Metazoa; Arthropoda; Insecta; Diptera; Drosophilidae
Exons: 1
Coding region: 159-605 (148 amino acids)
Source: RefSeq, a predicted model, not a curated record
AGUGAUUGUAUUAUUGCAAGCUAAAACAUAUCAAACUCCGGAAGUUAAGCUUUUUUGGAAAACUUUGAAUCUUUUGCAUAUAGACCAAUAAUUUUUGUAUUAUUUACUUCUGAAAGUAAGCAGACUUGUCGAAAGAUUUUUAUUUCUCUCAGAAGGGUAUGAGCGACUCACGUAACGAGUUCUCCGGGACUAAGGACCUCUUCACUUCAAGUUCGCCGUUUUACCCGGGACCCACGUCAUUUGGCGGUAGUGCAGCUAUUACUCGCGUUGACGACAAUUUUAAGCGUAUCAGAAUACUUGCUUCUGAAAUCAACAAAAAGAUGGAACAGACAACUAAUUCGGAGUCCACCGAGUCGAGGAUCAUGAAACGCCGUCGUCUGUACGCUUUUCUAAAUAGGAAAGAAAUUACGUACAGGAAAUACCGGAAUAUGCAGAAUGAGUCCCGGAUGGGCAUCAUUCAUGAGAUGGAGGAACCACAAAUGCCAGAAACCACAAAUAGGAAGAAACCAGUUGUGCGAACAUUCUACUUCCCGGAGCCUAUACCGCUAAUGCAACAUCAUUCAAAGCGCGAUUUCGUAUUUUCCGAACCAAUUCCUCUGGAUUAGGAUACUUGUUUGGAUGCUAUCAAGGAAUUUUAAAAAUGUAUUUCUGAAUUAUAUAAAUAUUGAAGGUGUUUCUGUAAAUCGGUUAAAGCCACGGUAUACAAAGAAAAUAAAAUAUUUUAG